Catharus ustulatus (Swainson's thrush) is the source of this 2323-nucleotide messenger RNA. RefSeq names its product HAUS augmin-like complex subunit 3. The coding region runs from base 1 to 2145 and encodes 714 amino acids. NCBI's taxonomy places the organism in Eukaryota, Metazoa, Chordata, Aves, Passeriformes, Turdidae. Gene Ontology annotation, biological process: spindle assembly; centrosome cycle. The record is from RefSeq and is a predicted model, not a curated record. The transcript has 4 exons. Gene Ontology annotation, cellular component: mitotic spindle; HAUS complex; centrosome.
AUGACUCCUGCUUUUUCCCUUCCAGUGCUGACUAUCCUUGCCAUGUUCAGCUGGAGGCAUUCCCAGUCCUUCCCACAGAACUCUGUCAAAAGAGCAGAGGACUUUAUGGCAACGCUGAGGCUGAUCCACCCCCAUGCAGACACCCUCUGUGAGAAGGAAUUUGAGUGGCUCUUUGACUGCCCUGAGACAAAGCAAUUCCUUGAGUGGUUCUGCAGCAUGCUGGGUGAGGAGAACGUGCUGAGCCCAGCUGAGGUGGAAGCCUAUGAGGCCCUGGUGGCUGCAGGCAAACCCAUUUUGGAAGGUGAUGCCCUGGAGGAGGCCCUGAAGAUGUGCUGCCAGGUCCUGCAGCUCCCAGGCUCGAUAGCAGAUGAGGGGCUCCCUCAAGAGGCCUUGCAGCAGCUUCAGGAGCUGAAGCACUGUUAUGACUGCCAGCUCUGGAGGUUCAGGAAGCUGUUGGCUUGGAAAGAAAAGCUGCAGCAGGAGCAGAAGUAUUUGGAGAAGGGGGAGAAAGUGGUGAAGCAGGAGGUGAGGAUGGCUCAUAUGGACCUGAAAGCAAAGAUCUUCAAAACCAGAUCUGUCUUGAGCCAGGUCAGCAAGGCUGCAAAGCAGGUGUCAGAGUGUCAUGGGAACAUGGGGAUGAGCCAGCUGCCAAUACUGCUGUGCCAGACAGAUCUUGAUCCUUACCUGAAGCAAGAACAACAGGCCACUGAUGCAUUUGAGAGCUUUAUUCAGCAGGUCCUACCAAAGAGUGUCCAGGCUCCAGCUGUUUGGAAAGCAAGUGCACAGGGAGAGAGCAGCCUGGAGGAGGGGCUGGAGGCUGAGACACAAAUGGACUCAUACUGUGAAAUACCAGAAGAAAGAAGAGGAGCUCCUUAUCAAGAAUGCAUGAAGACACCGUCAGGGGUGGCACCAGCAAGCUGGGAAAUGUUGGUCCAAGGCUCAAAGGCAGAGCUCCUAGUGGAGGGAGGGAAUGAGAGAGAUGUGUUGAGCAUGGAGAGAGGCGGCAGUCAAGAAGUCACAGAGAGAAGGGACACCAAGAAAACAUCAAUGCCAAAAUGUCUUAGGACUGAUGAAGGUGAGCGGCUGGAAGACCAAGACAGCUUCUGGAAGGAGGUGUGUCGAAUAGAGACAGCAUAUAUCUGUGCCCGAAUGGAGGUCAUAGUCACAGCAGCAAAAGUGGAAGGCACCCGCGCUGCGCUGGAGUGUGCCCAGAGGACUGUGGAAGCUCUUGAGAAUAACCAGCAGGCUGUUGAGGCUGAGCUCCAGAGCCAGGCUGCUGCGCUCCAGAGGCGGCUGCACACCCUGCGUUUCAACAUCGCGCAGACCCUGACGCACCAGCUGCCGCCCCUGCUGAAGGCAGAGGCCUGCCGCCUUCGCCUGCCCAUCCUGCAUGAGUACUUCAGUCUGGAAGUUGCCUGCCUCCAGAACACUGCCAGGAGGCAGGAGGAAGUGGCUGCGUGGCUGUUGAGCCAACACAGCCGCCUGGAUCUGCUGGAGCUCCAGCUGAAAAGGGAGAGGAAGGAGCUGGAAAGGAUGGCUGCUUGGCUGGUGAGGACCAAAACAGUCAUGAGGGAAUCCCAGACCAGGCUGCAGGAGCAGCAGAACUACUUCAGAGAUGCCAGGCUCUCCCAGAAGGGUCAUCCACGCAAAUUGAUAGACCCCAAAGACCUCACUGCUAGACGGCUCUGGGACAUGUUGAUGGGGAAAUGUCAGGAGAAGCAGCCCUUCUGCAGCUAUGAGGCCUUGGCAGCCAAGUGCUCCCAGCUGGCUCAGGACAAGAGGGCACUGGAAGCCCAGCUGGAAGCUCCUAUGCCCCAGUUGUCUGCCCUGGAGUCCUCCGUAGAGGUGCUCUAUCACCAACUGUACAACAGCUCCAACCAGCUGCAGCUCUCCUCACCGGAGAUCUCUGAGCUGAUGCAGCAACUGGUCAUCAUGCAGGAUGACCUCUAUGAAAAGCUGGAAGACCUCCUGAGGGACUUGGAGACGAAGCGCAGGUCUCUAGAGGACCCCAUGCUGCAGGCAGAGCGCAACCUUUAUGUGUAUUUUUAUAAGGAUCGCCUGAUAGAGAUGGUGGAGGAGCUGGAGAAACAGGCAUCAGCUUCCUCCAAGGGACCCCUGAGGAAGCUGCCCUACAUAAAGGAGUAGGUCAAAAGGGAUCCUUCCUCCUUGCCACAGCAGUGGUGUCCUCUUUUGGUUGGGCUGGGUCCUUAAUUCUGGACUGGGAGAGAACUCUGGUGGACUCUGCUUCAAGGACAGAUUACUUGGGUCAUGACCUGGCAGCUGGAUUUCAAAGGAAACAGAAGCUUAAUCCUUAAAUACAGAG